AUGCCCUACGACGGGAUCACCGCCACCGGCGAGCGUCAGCUGAUGCGUACCGAGAACUACGCCGAUUGCCACGGGACAAGAUUAACUACAAGCUCGCCGGGCGGCGGCAAUGGCUUCGGAGCCCAGUUGGACGCUCCGGCGUAUGACCACAUCGGACAGAUCGAGGUCGUGCCGGGCAGCCAUAAGAUGUGUGUCGAGCUUGGGGAAGGCGGUCGCAUCCUUCAGAAGUACUACGCAGACCGAAGGGACAACUUCCCACCGGACCAUGGAAAGUCGACAUGCUCAAGCCCGAGUAUGCAACGUUUGGCUGACAACCGCGCCGCAGAGAGAGCGUCGGGGACAGAUUAUGGUGCUGGCGUGGAGAGGUACGCUUUCGCCGCGCCCUUCGCCAAGAUCGAAGAGCAGGGGACUUCGGUCCGGGUUCAAGAGGUGUCUUGA
This is a messenger RNA of Anthostomella pinea, 438 nucleotides long. The record is from the annotation of a GenBank genome assembly. Lineage: Eukaryota; Fungi; Ascomycota; Sordariomycetes; Xylariales; Xylariaceae.